GUCACAGAAAACCAGUGCAACUGCGCGUUUUUUUUUUGCAGCUUAUACUUCAUUUGACUGAAAGAUACUCGCAUUAAUAUUUUUUUCUUAUAUACCUGUAGUAGAAAAUAAUUAUUAGCACAUGAGCCUGUUCUGUGCUGGCAAUUGUCUUGAGGGCGAGUUUUGAACAAACAAACUGCCGGUUGAUUUUAGGCAAAGAUUGCGGAAACACCUUUCCAUUAUUAUUUACAGCCUCCAACCAGUUUUCAGCCUCCAGGGUAGUCAACUCGGAUCCGCCUUACAAGCCCUCGUUUGGAAAUGGAUAGCUUUUGAUGGUUCUUAAUUGAUUUUACUUUAUUUGCCUAACAGAACUGUGAAAUUCGACUCCGCGAAAACAUCGUUCUCAGAUUACUUUGGAUUAAAUUACGACAACAUAAUUACAUCUGCAGCUGAACUAACUUUUUACGAAUAUUCAUUUGAAAAGUAUUUUCCGUUUGAAAAAAAAACGGGCUAUCACUAGAAACUUACUGAUAUUAACCACGCCUCUGCCUUUUGCGCAUAAUUAAAUUAUUAUUGUUCUGUUCUGACGUAUUUUUAUUCUAUGUUACUUUUAGAAGCCUGGUCAGACGAAUUAGGCUAUAAAAUUAUAUAUUCGCUAUAAUAACCACGUAGUCAUUCUUUUGCAGUCUCAAUAACAUUGUCUAAGGACAGUCUGAAAACAAUUACCAUUACUUCGAAAAGCAAAAAAUCAACGGCAGCGUUUGUUCAUUUCUAGACCAACAUAUUUUCGAGAAAAAAAACGACAUUCAACAUAAUUUUUUUUGAAUAAAAUUAAUUCUUUUAUUCAAAAUGAAAGCUGUGUUUCCGUCUGACUGUUUGAGUUGGAUUAAAUUGCCGGUGUUAAUGUUAUUACUGCUGGUCGUCUUUCUGAGUCAGCCAGCUCCAGUGGUUUCCAGUGGCAAUGUGACUGACGCCACUGAGUGUACUACUAGCAGUGGGGGUUGUAACAAAGACAAGGACGGAAUUCUGCUCCCUGUCUGGCGUCCUUUCGGGCCCUCCACUGGUCAGAAGGUACUGAGGGGGGCUGUGUAUCUGCUAGCACUGUGUUACAUGUUCCUAGGAGUAGCGAUAGUGGCGGAUAAGUUCAUGGCUGCAAUUGAAGUUAUAACCUCAAAAGAAAAAGAAGUGAUUUAUACGAAUGCGGAGACAGGCGAGAAACACGUGGUGAGUGUGCGAAUAUGGAACGAGACUGUGUCCAACCUGACCCUCAUGGCCCUGGGGUCCUCCGCCCCCGAGAUUCUCUUGUCAUGCAUCGAAAUUGUCGGCAGCGAGUUCCAGGCGGGAGACCUCGGACCAGGAACCAUUGUCGGAUCCGCCGCCUUCAACCUGUUCGUUAUCAUCGCCAUUUGCGUGAUUGUAAUUCCGAAUGGUGAAGUGCGUCGCAUUGAACAUCUAAGAGUGUUCGUCUGCACCGCUACGUCUAGUGUUCUAGCUUAUAUUUGGUUAUAUUUAAUAAUCGCGGUUAUUACUCCGGAAAAAGUGGAUGUCUGGGAAGCAGUCAUUACUUUUGCAUUCUUCCCACUGCUUGUUGGCCUUGCUUAUAUUGCAGACAAACGACUCAUACAUAAAAUCAUUUUCGGUAAACGUUACUCAGCUGAAAAAAUUGAAAAAUUUGACGACCACGAUAUGGAAAUGGCUGAAAAAAAUGGGUCCUCUGAUAAAAACGACAAUAAUUACAUGAAAAACGACAAAGUGAACAAAAACUCAAAUCAUGCCUCAAACUCAAGGUUAACUGACUCGAAUAUUGAACAAUAUAGCGCGCAAGAAGAGAACAAACGAGACUACAUUAAAAAACUAGAAGAGGUGCGAAAACAAAACCCCGACUGGUCUGACUCCAGAGUUUCACAGCAAGCCGCGCUGGACAUUUUAGCCCACCAGAAGAAAAGUCGGGCUUACUACCGGGUGGCGACCACACGCAAAAUGACUGGUGGUGGAAAUAUAGUCAAAAAGAAUCUGGAAAAACGAACUUUCGAGCGGGAAAACGAGUUAAACGUGGUUAUUGAAAACAUCGAAAAUUUUUCUCGGGUUGCUUUUGAACCGCCAAAUUAUACAGUUAUGGAAAACGUCGGAAGUUUCGAUAUAAAUGUCCAGAGAAUCCCAGGAGAAGAGGACAAAAAUUUGGAUUUCUACACUUACGUUGAUUACAAAACAGUCGAGGGCUCGGCCAAAAGGGACACUGAUUUUAAAUAUCAAGAAGGAACUUUAGUAUUUGAGCCUAAACAGGAUUCAAAAACUAUUGCAAUUGAAAUAAUAGACGACGAAGAUUUUGAAGAAGACGAGCACUUCAAGGUCAUUUUGUCUAACAUUCGCAAUUCGCGAGAAAAAGAUGGCCCAAAUCAAAAAGAUUUCGGUUGCCAACUUAGCAACGAAUGCCGUGAAGCUGUCGUCACUAUUCUAGAUGAUGAUCAUCAAGGGGUGUUCGGGUUUGAAUCCGAAAUGAUACAGGUCCAUGAAAACAUGUCGGAAACAGAGAUAAAAGUGAGCAGGCAAACCGGCGCCCGAGGCGAAAUUCACGUACCCUAUAAGACUAUAGAGGGUUCAGCUAAGGAGGGGGUUGAUUUUGAAAAGGCAAUUGGGGAGGUUGUAUUUGCCGACAACGAAACAGAGGCGACUCUCAAAAUCCGAAUCAAAGACAAGGAAGAAUAUUCUAGAAACGAGACAUUUGGUGUCGAACUGGGAAUUCCAAAGCGUGUCAAGUCUAAAGAAGGAAGUAUAUACGUGUACGAAGAUGAUUUCGAGACAGACGAGACGAAAAUAAGUGAGAGUGAAAAGAUUGCCUUAAAAGGAAGGCCGAAGCUCGGAAGUGUGAGCAAGUGCUGGGUGACGAUUGUUCCGAGCAGGGAAAUGAAAAGUGUGGUGGAUCGGUUGAUGAGGGACACUAACAUGGGACAGGUGCUGAGUAGCAAUAGCUGGAAGGACCAGUUUCUGGAAGCAAUCACCAUCUCUCCCUCCGGAGAUGACGAAGAUGGGGCAAAUGUUGGCUCCGACGAUUGCGCAGAUGAUGCCGACAGUCCUCCCAAGACACCUUCGAUACUCGAUUACGUCAUGCACUUCCUCACUGUAUUCUGGAAAGUCCUGUUCGCUUUCAUCCCCCCAACCGACAUCGCGGGGGGUUACGCUUGCUUUGUAGUGUCCAUAAUAGCCAUAGGGUUCAUGACGGCCGUCAUCGGAGAUUUGGCCAGUCACUUUGGAUGCACUGUCGGACUCAAAGACGCCGUCACUGCAAUUUCCCUAGUCGCCCUUGGAACCAGUCUCCCAGAUACCUUCGCCUCCAAAACCGCGGCUUGUGGGGACGAAAACGCCGACGCUUCGGUCGGAAACGUCACAGGAUCAAACGCCGUAAAUGUCUUCUUAGGAAUCGGAGUUGCCUGGUCAAUUGCCGCCAUUUACCACGAGAUCAAAGGCACAGAGGGUGGGUUCCACGUAGACCCUGGAAGUCUGGGGUUCUCAGUGACCGUUUACUGCGUUCUGGCUGUGAUAUGUCUGGCAACUCUUUUCCUAAGACGCUUUAUCAAGAGUAUUGGGGCUGAACUUGGAGGUCCAGUUGUGGCCAAAUACGUGACCGGACUGUUUUUCAUUUCCCUUUGGUUGACUUAUUUAGUGCUCUCUUCCCUUGUGUCUUACUGUGUAAUAGAGGGAUUUUGAGCGGAUCAAAACUUUAAUUUGUAUUAAAAAUUGGUAUUUCUUCGUAUCUUCAGCUAUAUUUCUAUUCAUAACGUGAAUAAUUAUUUGUGUAUAGAAAUAACUUUUGUGGUAUGAAGUCUUCUACAGAUUCAAACUGAUAUAAUUUUGUGACCCAUUUUGCCUGCAAGCUUC
Molecule: messenger RNA, 3855 nt
Organism: Symsagittifera roscoffensis
Lineage: Eukaryota; Metazoa; Xenacoelomorpha; Acoela; Convolutidae
Product: sodium/calcium exchanger 3-like
Biological process (GO): calcium ion import across plasma membrane; sodium ion transmembrane transport; cell communication
Cellular component (GO): postsynapse; sarcolemma; axon
Molecular function (GO): calcium:sodium antiporter activity
Source: RefSeq, a predicted model, not a curated record